Messenger RNA from Nymphaea colorata (pocket water lily), 2173 nucleotides. Its product is annotated as FCS-Like Zinc finger 8-like. Bases 601 to 1764 code for a protein of 387 amino acids. NCBI's taxonomy places the organism in Eukaryota, Viridiplantae, Streptophyta, Magnoliopsida, Nymphaeales, Nymphaeaceae. The transcript is spliced from 2 exons. The record is from RefSeq and is a predicted model, not a curated record.
UCUUUCCAUUAACUUCUAUCUGAUUCAAUCAAUUUCAUUCAUAUAUUCUUGUCUGCCUUUUAUUAAGGGGAAAAUCUCGUUUUCUUUUGGUGUUUGUGUUGAAAAAAGAAGGAUCUUCCCUUUUCCUUUCCACUAUCUAAGCUUUAUUACUUGUCUCUUGCUGGUGGUGGCUUUCUUCUAAUCUUAUUUUAGUCUCUGUGCUGUCCGCUUUUUGAGUUUUUUUUUUUCCCUUCUGGUUGAUUUAUGCAAGAUAGCAAAAAGCUUUUAUUUGCAAUUUGUAGUGACAGAAAAACAACUCCUUCUUUUCCUAUCAUGUUUAUUAUGUUGCUGAAUGUGGGUCCUUUUUCUCCUUCAGUUUGUGACCAUCAUGCAAGAUAUUUAUGCUGUAAUGUUCUCUUUCAAUCGAAAACUAGUAUCCGUAAUAUAGCGCCAUCGGCGCCAUCAUCUUGGUUUUAUACUUUUAUCCGUCGUUUUUAUGUUGGUCCUAGCAUCGACUCUUUUUCUGUUGAUUAAUCAUUUGGGUUGUUGAAGCUAAGUUCUAAUUCUUCCUGUUGGCCUGUGCAGGUUUGAAAUCUCAGAUUUUGUUUGGGUUUUAAGAUAAUGCUGAGGAAGGUCAAGAGGGAUCAGAGUAAGGGAGAGCUCAUGCUUGAUCAUUGUUCAAAUUUCACACAGAAGCAUAAAAGCACUUCCUUUUUCAGGAUCCCCAGCUUAUUUGUGGGGUUUACUCCCAAGAGUGUUUCAGACUGUGAUUCCGUUAGGAGUCCAACUUCCCCUUUAGACGCUAUAAUUUUUUCUAGUUUUGGAUGCUCAUUGUGGUCACAAAAGUCAGAACCUGAUAGUUUCCAAAGCCCGAGGAAGAGCUGGUGUUCUGAAGGCAUAGGUCUUGGUAUUGUUGGCUCACUCACUGAUGUGGAAACCCGUCAGGCUGAAAAUUGUGCAGGGAAAUCCGAUACCAAGAACAUACUCUUCGGUUCACAGUUGAGGAUCAAUGUCCCUAAGGGCAGAAGGAGUCAAAACCAUUAUUUGGAUAAGAUAGUUCCUCCUAUAACAAGUCCCAAAUCUUUACCAAACUACGUCUUCUCUGCACAAAGCAGGAUUAAGUCUGGCCUUUCGAACUUGGGAUGUUCUCAGGUUCCAUCAGAGUCAAAUGCUUUCCCAUUGGAGGCCGGAAAGUCCAUUGAUCGUCGACCAUGUUCAUCUGGUUCUAUCCCAAACAGUGCUAGCUUCUUGUCGAGGCAUGCUCAAACGGACUUGCUCUGUUCUGAAUCAAAUGUGAAUUUGAACAAUUCUGCGUCGGACCUGCCUCAGUUAGACGUGGGGCUUCAUGGGUUCCCAACCAGUUCAAACUGCAAUCUCAGAUGUGCUCUAUCUGCAAGUGAAAUUGAGCUUUCUGAAGAUUACACAUGUGUGAUAACUCAUGGCCCAAAUCCUAAGACAAAACAUAUUUAUGGAGAUUAUAUCUUAGAGGAGAACUGUAUGUUUGAGAUUCCUGCUGGCAGCAAGCCAGACAAGAUGAACUCAGAUGUGACAUCACCUGAUUGCCAAUCUUUCCUGCUGGAUGAUUUCUUGAGCAUUUGUUUUGCUUGCAAAAAGAACUUGGUGCAAGGGGAAGACAUCUACAUGUACAGAGGUGAUAAAGCAUUUUGCAGUUCUGAGUGCCGGGCACGAGAGAUGAUUAUGGAUGAGGGAAUGGAGGAUACUCUGGAGACUUCACCGCCUCCAUCCAAAGCUGCUUCUUCCGAUGAAGUUCUCUUCCCUAGCUAGGCCAUGAGAACAAGCAGCCAUAGUCAUAAUAUGAGGAACUUAGAGGCAAACAGCACGAUCAACCGUUCACAAAGAGCUGUAUACAAUUGUUCUACGCAGCCACGGAUGAUCAGUAUGGAAAUUUUUCUUGUCUACUAUUUUGUUUAACAAUGGGGAUAAUCAUCCUUGAUGCCUUGAGGAUGGUUCUAGAGCAGAGGAUCACUAGCAGGAAAUAAACCGUAGAGUGCCUCAACAAAUUUUUCCUUUAAAGUUUUGCAGGUUCCUCUUGUACGUUCUAAGUUGGAGACUGGAGAGCAUGUAUCAGAACUCUGGUUAUUAUUGCAAGCAUGCUAUUCUAACACAUCUUUUCCUCAUAUUUUGUCCCACUGCUAGCAGCAAUGAUUUGUCUGAAAAGAAUCAGGCUUCACUA